Mollisia scopiformis is the source of this 651-nucleotide messenger RNA. RefSeq lists its product as uncharacterized. NCBI's taxonomy places the organism in Eukaryota, Fungi, Ascomycota, Leotiomycetes, Helotiales, Mollisiaceae. The transcript is spliced from 3 exons. The coding region runs from base 1 to 651 and encodes 216 amino acids. The record is from RefSeq and is a predicted model, not a curated record.
AUGGACACGCAUCAUAUCACGGAAAUGGAGAUUUUGCCGAAGCAAGACCUGGAAGCCAAUCAAAGACAUGAUAUAUCACCACCAGCAUACUCUCUAAAUGAUCCUUGGCUGGGAAAGGAUCCUUGGUCGGGACUCAUUGUGCAACAGCGGAAUCGAACUGGAUGGCCAGUAGGAAAUAUCACCUUGGACUGGCCGUAUGCAUUAUCCCGAAGACGCUCCACAUACUGGUUCAGAGAUGCUCAGGGUCAAUGGCACCCUACGAACGCAGGUUUAGAAGCGAUACGGAAUGGUGAAAGAGUAAAACAAUUCCACGCAGAUCUGCACCAGGGUUCCACAUGUGAUGUGCUGUUAGAGGAGUUCAUUGGACCUGUCGUGAGAGGGGAUGAGUGUCGGUUACAUAAGGGUUUGCGGUGCUUCUGCGAAGCCUACGGUUGUGCUACGAAAGGUGGACUGAAAACAAUCGAUUUCAGAGGUGUCAUUCUGGCGAACCUUGACCAAGCCGCAAGUCAAGAACUCGAAUGCAGUGUACACUUCACGGGCUCAUGUUGGUGUUAUACGUUUGAGGAAGACGGAGUUCUGUGGGUGGUUGAUAGCAAGAGAUCACGGAUACGAAAGUUUGGCAUGGUGGGUCCUUGGGUUGAUAUCGUCUAA